Lucilia sericata (common green bottle fly) is the source of this 1194-nucleotide messenger RNA. RefSeq names its product protein yellow (gene yellow-g2). The coding region runs from base 1 to 1194 and encodes 397 amino acids. NCBI's taxonomy places the organism in Eukaryota, Metazoa, Arthropoda, Insecta, Diptera, Calliphoridae. The transcript has 2 exons. Gene Ontology annotation, cellular component: extracellular region. The record is from RefSeq and is a predicted model, not a curated record.
AUGUGGCAAUGGCAAGUGUCAAAUGAGCAACGAAGAGGUUUGUUGUUGCUAAUGGCAACAACAGUCAUUUGUUUCACUUGUUUGCCUAAGUGUCAGGCUCAAGGCACUAAAUACGGUCUAUUGACUCCGGACAAAUCUUGUCAUGAUAGUGCCGGUGUGGUGCAAUGGACAGGUGGACAAUUUGAAUUUCCUUGCCCCUCCACGAAAUCAUUAUUUAAGAGUUCCGGCAAAUUUAUACCCAAAAAUGUUAUUGCAACACGGGCUCAAAUUAUAAGGGAUACGAUAUUUUUGGCUUUGCCGCGUUAUAGAAAGGGAGUACCGGCUACGUUGGUGAAGACGACUAUAACGCCGGGUACCUGUUCCACUACCUUUACCCCCUAUCCCUGUUGGGACAUGCAGGAGGAGGGGAAUUGUAAGGCUUUGCAAUCCGUAGUCGAUUUGGUUGUGGAUCAGAAUGAGGUCAUCUGGGUUUUGGAUACUGGCAUCGUCAAUACUCUGGAAACACCCAUACGCAAAUGUCCCCCAAAAGUUGUGGCGAUUUCAGCCAAAACUGGAAAAUUAUUAAAAACAAUUGAUUUGGAUGGUUUAACUUCUACUAACUCUCGUUUACAAUACUUGGCUGUUGACUAUGCUCCCGAUGGCGGUUGCUUUGUGUAUGUUAGUGAUGCUGCCAAUCGUGCCAUAAUCGUUUUUAACAUUCAAGCCGAUCGUGGUUUUCGUAUUGUCUUGCCCAAGGCUGUUACAACUGGUUGCCGUUUACGUGAUGUUCUUUAUAUUGCAUUGAUACGUCAAGAUUGCGGUACCACCGAAUUGUAUUUCACGUAUUUGAGUACGAGUAAAUUGUUUUCGCUUAAAUCGGAAUAUUUGAGAAGUGGUGUGGCGGAUGGUAAAAUUAUGGACCUUGGCAAAAAACCAUCACGUAUGGUCAUUAUUGGUACGGAUAAUGGUUCAGCCAUAUUUUUCCGUAAUGAAGGUGACGCUGAAGUAUUCCGCUGGGAUACCAAUACACCAUUCGCUGAAGCAAAUUUUAAGCCUGUUUAUCGUUCGCCCACCUGUCAGUUGGCCACACAUGCCGUACCCGAUUACAAACGCAAUACCAUGCGUGUGUUACAAAGUAAUUUUCCGGAUUUUAUGCAAAAUCGUGUGGGUUGCGGAGCCAUCCAACAAUUGACAAUGAUGCAGGGCUGUUGGUAG